Molecule: messenger RNA, 2895 nt
Organism: Pogona vitticeps (central bearded dragon)
Lineage: Eukaryota; Metazoa; Chordata; Lepidosauria; Squamata; Agamidae
Source: RefSeq, a predicted model, not a curated record
UGGUGGUUUCGGGGUUACUCAAAGGACAUAUACUUGAAAGAACCCAAAAUCAAAAGAGGAUACUCCCCUCUAAAGAACCUUUUUUUAAAAAGGAAACUGAAAGUUCCCCCUGGGAAAAUCCCUCAUAGCCAAUAGCAAGGAAUGCCGGGACCGAUGUCUAAAAGAUCUGAAAAAUUCCAUGUUAUCUACCAGUGCUUCAAGCUGCAGUCUUAACACCCAGAUAAUUGGAGGUUUCUUCUUUACUCUUUGAUGCCUUCAGACCUCCGCCCUUCUGUACCUGGUCAGGCAUCUCUCUACGAAUGCAGAAGGAGGCUCUUGUUUACCUGGAAGGUGCUGAAAAUAUGAAACCCGCCACCUGACGUUUUUGCCAAGCAUGGCCUAGGCGGCGCCAGCGCGGAUGAGAAUGAUUGGCAGAAUGCUCCAGGUGGAUCGCGCAGGGCGUCAGAGGGCGAUCAGGAGCUCUUGGCCACAGCUGGUGGACUUCCUAAGCCAACAUCCUGAGUGGGUCCUAAGGAAAGCUAAGCAGCUUCUUUCACGGAUGGAACUGAUGCGGGCCGAAGGGGUGACUGAUCCCAAAGAGAAGGCCUUGUUGGUCUUGAAUAUGUUUCUGAAAGCUGCAGAUACCACCUUCGAAACAUUUAUACAAAGUGUGUGCAUGGAAUUCAGCCUUCCUAUGGAGCUGGAAAUAAUGUUCAUGAGUGUAUCAAGAGAAGCUGAAGACCAUGUCGCCCGAGUGGAGGAAAACUGUGAAGCGGUCGCAGCUGAGUUCCCAUCAACGUCAACAACACAUGAAAGACGCCGGCCAUGGAGUGGUCCGUCCAGCACGAGAAACGGCAAAGAAUCGAAGCAACAAUGUCUGGAUUCUGCUGAAAGAUACCGGCAACUCAUCAUCACAUCCAUGCGCCAAAGAUACGGAGUGUAUAGAUCAGGGGGAGACACUCAAGGAAAAGAUCAACCACUGGCUUUUGGUCAAGCGUUUGUCAGCCUUGUGAUUCGCCAGAGCAGAGCCUGGCGAAUAAAGAAGCGGAAGGAUCGAGCCAAAGAGGAACAUGAUGUGGAGGAGGCACACAGCGAUGCUCCGUUGAGGCUGUCUGAUCUUUUUGAAACUGUCCCCACUGGUGCCACCAAGGUGGUUUUUCUGUUGGGCCGACCAGGGGUGGGGAAGACGCGGCUUGUGCAUAAAAUCUGCGAGCAGUGGGCCGAACGAAACCUGACGCAGUUCCAUAUGGUCUUCCCCUUCGAAUUCAGGCAGCUCAACCUGAUUGAAAGAAAAUUGAGUCUCCAGGAACUUCUGUUUGACUUCUUCCUCCGUCCAGACGUUUGCCCCGAUGCAGUGUUUGAGCAUCUCCUGGAGAAUGCCCAGCAGAUAUUGAUGAUCUUUGAUGGCCUGGAUGAGUUUGUAGAGAAUGUCCAUCUCUCCCUUUCUUCUCAUGUUUUGCCCUCUGGUCACCGAAGCCCCCUCUCUGUUGCUGAGCUUUUUGUGGGUCUUUGUCAAGGGAAACUCUUACCCGGUUGCACUGUGUUAGUCACGACCCGCCCAAAGAUCAUCCCUCAAAUGCUGUUGAAAACCAUCACCCAGCAGGCAGAAAUUUGGGGAUUUGACCGUGAAAAAGUCGAGGAGUACGCAGAGUGCUUUUUCUGCCAUCAUUCCCGGAGAGACCAAGCCCUGGCAUGCCUGAAAAGCAACGGGAAGCUGCUGAGCAUGUGUUAUACCCCUGCUUUGUGUAACAUUGUCUGCAUCUGCUUGGAAUAUCUCUUCCUCCAGAACGCAGGAAACGUCCAGCUCCCUCAGACCAUGACCCAGUUUUACAUCCAAAUGCUCCAGACCUUCAUAAGGAAGCAUCAGAAGCAAAGUUCUCCAAGUGAAGAGGCAGAGUGGGACCAAUACCAGCUGGCUCUCCAAGGCCUGGGCAAAUUGGCCUUCAGAGGCCUGGAAGAGAAAAAGAUGCUGUUCUAUGCAGCCGAGGUGCCUGAACAAGUGAAGGGGUUUGCUUCUCUCUGUGGGUUCUUGUUGGCCUUUGGAGUCAAGACCAGAAGUGGCCACACCCAGGCCGGUUACACUUUCGUCCACUUUGGUUUGCAAGAGUUUUUUUCGGCGCUCUUUCUGUUGACUAGCACAAGCGUUGACGCUGCCUCUUUGAAGGAGAAGUUCUUCCUGAGGUCAAAGUGGUUGCUGAAGAAGGAAGCCAAGAUGCCGUUCACCGAGAACUGCCACGUCUUCCUCUCUGGCCUUGCUUCCCAAGAAUGCCGGUCCUUUCUCUGCUCCGUGGCUGGACAGAGUGAGGCCUGGGUGCAGGAACGGCAAGCCGAAGUGAUCCGCUUGCUGAAGAAGCUCGCCACUCCUCGGUUGACCGGGCCCAGGAUAUCUGAACUGUGCCAUUGUGUGCACGAGGCCCAAGACCGUGGAUUAGCCCAGCAUGUCGGGAAACAGCUGGAUUUCACUUACCGGUUCCGAAAUUUCAGGCUGAUGCCGCUGGACAUGAUGGCGCUGGCUUUUGUUAUCAGCAGUGCCCCUGAUCCUGUGUCCUUGGAUUUUGUGGGGUGCACCAUGGAUCUGGACUACUUGCAUGUCUUUGGCAGCUGUGGAAAUAUAAAGAACCUGAGCUUUAAGAGCAGGAAGUGUGGAAACAAGUUUGCUGCCGCCCUCAGCAAAAACCUGCCGUCAAUGAACUGCCUGACGACAUUUCAGUUAGCAGGAGGAAAUCUCACAAUCCAAGGACUUGAACCUCUCAUCCAAGCUUUUCUAAACUGCUCGCAGCUGGAAGAUGUAAACUUGCAGGACAACAGAAUGAAGGAGCAGGAAAUGAUCAAAGUCGCAGAAAUCUUUUCUACUAUGAAACGGCUAAAAAUGUUGGAGUAAGUAGAACUAAACUUGAAUCGCACUAAGAAAGCAUU